ACUAACAAGAAAAUAUUUUAUUAUGGCAUGUGAGACUUUGGAGAAAUUUGAAUGUAAGCAUUCAAAAUAUGAUUUAGUUAAUGCUGUAAAGAAGUACCCCGUUCUUUGGAACUGUGAUUACAAGAAAAGAAAAACAUUGGAGCUACGGAAAGAGAGCUGGCAAAAAGUGGCCCAAGAGAUGUGCACAAAUUUCGAGAUGGCUAACACAUUCGAAAGAGAAGAAAUCGUAAAAGCCAUACAAAUUCGCUGGGCACGUUUAAGGACUGAUUACAUGCGCCAUCUUAAACUGAGCCUUGAGGAAAGAAGCAUACCCUAUCCCUACGAAAAGGAACUUUGUUUUUUGGUAGACGACGAGCAGGUGGAAAAUAUAGCACCAGAAAUAAACAGAAUAAAAGCCACAACAAAGGGUAAAAAAGGCACAGCGACAGCCAAGCAUCGACGCGUUGAGGAUGACUUUUUCACCCAAACGAAUAAGAAAUCUCGAUUGCCGACCGAAAACUUCCUCUCCGAAUUGGACGCAUUGCAUAUCAAUACAACAAUUUCCUCAACCGCAGUGGGUCUUGAUCCUGGAGAUCUAUCCCUUAAUUCUUCAAUAAAUCCAUAUAUGUUUGUGAAUGCCGUACUAGAUACUACUGAGAAUCACAUGCAUUCCGUAAAGCAUGCCGACCCAGAUGAGGCGUUCUUCAAUUUAUUAAAGCCAUAUAUGGAUCGCUUGAGCGUGGAUCAAAAAUUAGACUUUCAAUUCAAGAUGCUAGAGCUACUUAAAGCUUUAGCUCCAAAAGUAACGUAGGAUCUAUUAUAUUUAUUUAUUGUUAUUUUGGAAAAUGAAAAAAGUUGAUCUA
This is a messenger RNA of Drosophila busckii, 842 nucleotides long. RefSeq lists its product as uncharacterized. The coding region runs from base 23 to 790 and encodes 255 amino acids. Gene Ontology annotation, cellular component: nucleus; transcription regulator complex. Lineage: Eukaryota; Metazoa; Arthropoda; Insecta; Diptera; Drosophilidae. Gene Ontology annotation, biological process: regulation of transcription by RNA polymerase II. The transcript has 2 exons. Gene Ontology annotation, molecular function: DNA binding. The record is from RefSeq and is a predicted model, not a curated record.